This is a messenger RNA of Sclerotinia trifoliorum, 939 nucleotides long. The record is from the annotation of a GenBank genome assembly. NCBI's taxonomy places the organism in Eukaryota, Fungi, Ascomycota, Leotiomycetes, Helotiales, Sclerotiniaceae.
CUCUAUUGAAUUGAUCUUGAGAUUACCAUCCAUUUUCUUCACGACAACAUCAAACCGACAAAAUGGCUCCAGCAAACACCGGCGCAAAGAAGCAAAAGAAGAAGUGGUCCAAGGGAAAGGGUGCGCAUAUUUUCUAAAAUGGAAUUUCGAUCAAAGGGAAAAUGGGAACUGAUGAAAACUCAAUAUAGUCAAGGACAAGGCUCAACACGCCGUCAUCCUCGAUAAGGCCAUUUCCGACAGACUCGCCAAAGAUGUUCAAUCCUACCGUCUCGUCACUGUCGCUGUUUUGGUCGAUAGAUUAAAGAUCAACGGAUCUUUGGCCAGAAGAUGUUUGAAGGAAUUGGAGGAGAAGGGACAGAUUAAGAUUGUCGUCAAGCACCACGCCGGUGAUAUCUACAGUACGUUUUCACAUUUCGACAUUACCCUCUUAUCAACAAUUCGCAAGAAUUCCAAAUCAGCAUUCAUCCAUUGGAAUAAUAAUCUGGCGAAAUUCAUGAAACUUUUCUUGAGAACACAAAGCUAACAACAUUUUUUUCUUCGCAACAGCCCGUGCUAUUCAAGCCGACGAGUAAAGAAAUCAAUAAUCCGAAAACUACAAAACGAUCAAGGCAAUACACGAUGGCCAUGACCUCGUCUUCGAGAUAAUCGACUACAUUACGAUUAUGUGUUGUACGUGGACGUUUGGCAUGAGAUAUCCGGAUGGGUUUUUUAUUAUGACUUUUCCUCGGGCUUGUUAGGAAAGGCAGGCAGGUGUAGCAUAUCGAAUUCAGCCUUUGCUUCUUGAUACCAAAUCCAUGGGACCUUCAUACAUUUUGCAGAUGUGAUUUACAGCUGAUCACUGUGGAAUUGUGGACAAAUAUGAGCAGCACAACAUAAGAGAUCAGAUCCAGAAUGAAUGCGAGUGCGAAUACGAGUGCGAUGGGAAAAGUUCCAAAGUUC